AUGCAGAUGCAAUUCUGCAAACCAAAUAAAGAGGAACAACCAGUUCCCUUACUCUCAGCACAGGGAUCCACACAGACAUGCGCAGUAGAAGGGAGCGCCAGGCAGGGAAUAUGUAAAUCGCAUCUCGAAGGCGUCCAAUCAGGGCUAGGGGGCGUGGCCGAAGCCUGGGACUUGCCCGGGCAUGUGGAAGCCAUCGCUUCCGGGAAAGCCACGUGGGAGCCGGCUGGCUUAGGAUCCCCAUUAAACCCUGAAUACACCUCAGGGGAGAUAAGCCCAGGGAAAGUGGACCAGGGAAACAGCUUGAGGAUGGACGGGCAGGUACCCAAAUGUUGUUGCUCCAGCUGGAGCCCACACCACCUUCUACAUAAAGCUCAUGGGGGCGCGACAAGUGCUGUCCAGAAGAAAAAGAAAAGCCGGAAGCACCAACGUUUUUCAUCACGAAGAGAUCUAGAGCAGUGGCGACGCCUGAGAGGUGGAUCGAGGGAGAAGACUCUGCUGAUGUCAAGUGGUAAAUCACAACGCACCUUACUUUUGGAAGCCAGGCAGAACGGUCCGUUGUCGCUCGAGGAUAUAGCAAAGGUGGACUCGGUCACACCUCCUCCUCCGGUCAACUCUUCCCCUUCGUCCAGCCCAACCAAGCAGCCUUCACCAUCUCGAGAUCUUCAGGUCGCCAGCAGUUCUGCAAAGAACGUGGGUCCUUCGUCAUGUCCGAAGCUCAAGAAACCGAAGAAGUGUGUGGCAAUUGAUUGUGAAAUGGUAGGCACCGGACCUAAUGGGAAAACGAGCGAGUUGGCCCGGUGUACGGUGGUCAGCUAUGACGGAGACGUCAUCUACGACAAAUACAUCCGCCCAGAGCUUCCGGUUGUCGAUUAUAGGACUCCGUGGAGCGGGAUCACCCAAAGGCACAUGGAAAACGCCACGCCUUUCAAGGUGGCCCAAGGAGAGAUCCUUCAGAUCUUGAGGGACAAAAUAGUGGUGGGGCAUGCCCUUCACAAUGACUUCCGGGCUUUAAAAUACUUCCACCCUCGAGCCUGGAUACGGGACACAAGCCGAUGUCCUCUGCUGCUCAAGAAGAUGGGUCCGUCUGUAAGAAACUGUGUGUCGCUUAAGAACUUGGCUAGCCAGCUGCUCUCCAAAACAAUACAGGUAAUGACGAUUUCCUUUCUUGGAUUCAUAGCGCAUCCUGGUACGAUCCACAAGUAG
Messenger RNA from Anolis sagrei ordinatus, 1203 nucleotides. It is a transcript of the gene AEN, whose product is annotated as apoptosis enhancing nuclease. Gene Ontology annotation, molecular function: nucleic acid binding; exonuclease activity. Gene Ontology annotation, cellular component: nucleus. The record is from RefSeq and is a predicted model, not a curated record. Lineage: Eukaryota; Metazoa; Chordata; Lepidosauria; Squamata; Anolidae.